AUGCAUUUGAGUAGCAUUUGCUCUUUCCUUUUGGCCUUUAUUAAUUGUUUCUUUUUCAAAGUGUUUUGCUUAGAAUCUGAGUUCAGCCUGAAGGGAGAUUACUUAUUGGGUGGCCUUUUUGCUUUACAUGAAGUUCAACAUGCAGAACCUUUUUCCACUCCAGAAGCCAUUGAAUGUUUCAGAUACACUUUCUCAAAAUCUGGCUAUCAGAUGUUGCAAGUGAUGAGGUUUGCUGUUGAGGAGAUUAAUAACUCCACAAAUCUUCUUCCCAAUGUUUCUCUGGGAUAUGAGAUUUUUGACCACUGUUCUGACACGAAAAAUUUCCCUUCAAUCUUCAAUUUUAUCUCAAAAAAUGGCUCAAUAAAACCUAAAGAAAAGCUCAACAACUAUCAGCCUAAAUUGAUUGCUUUAACAGGGCCAUAUGGAAGCACAAGAACUAUUACUAUUGCACCACUGAUCACAAUGGAUCUUAUACCAUUGGUGAAUUAUGGAGCUUCUAGUUAUACAUUAAGCAAUAAACUUCAGUAUCCUUCCUUUGUAAGAACAAUCCCUAGCAACAAAAACCUUAUAGAGAUGAUUAUUCACAUCAUACGGUGGUUUGGAUGGAACUGGGUUGCCUUUCUUGGUAGCCAAGAUGAUUACAGCGAAGAUGGUCUAAGAAUAUUUAACAAGUAUAUAAGCAAUACUGGCAUUUGUUUGGCCUAUCAAGAGGCUUUAGGCCAACAGGCAAACUACAGUCAAACACUUAAAAAGAUUGAUAUGCUCAAGAUCAAUGUCAUUGUUGUUUUCGCUGUGCCACCAUAUGCAAGAAAAAUUAUCAAAGCAGCCAUAGCAAAUGACAUCCGAGACAAAGUGUGGAUUGCGAGUGAAACUUGGGCUAUGAAUCAACAGCUUCCAACAGAGCCGGGAAUUGGGAAAAUUGGAACAGUAAUUGGCAUUACGGAGAGAUUGUUGUCAUUACCAGGAUUUGAUAAAUUCAUCUAUAAAGACAGGAGAAAAAUUAAUGGAUAUAGCACUGAGAGUAAUGUCCAGAGUAAGAAUAAGACAUGCAAUCAAGUUCGUGAUUACUGCCCACUGUUGACCGCCGAGGAGAUUAUAAACGAGAAUCCCUCAUUCUCCUUCGCCAUCUAUGCUGCCAUAUAUACCAUAGCUCAUGCAUUACAUAAGGUUCUGGAAUGUGACAUGAAUGAAUGCCACAAAAACAUAACAGUUAAGCCAUACAUGCUUCUGGAACAAAUGAAAAAGUUGGACUUCCCACUUAAUGGCCAUCAGGUGAAAUAUGAUGACAAUGGUGAUCCAACUGUCAGUUUUUCAGUCGUACUUUGGAAUACUGAAACAAAUCCUCCACGGUUUGAUAUGGUGGGCACAUAUGAAACAUAUCCAGAAAUUACUUUUAAUAUCAACAACACUCUCUUGCACUGGCAUAACAAUGGUUCUGUUCCAUUCUCAAACUGCUCCGUUGAGUGCAAAGAGGGAUUUUCGAGGGAACCUAAUCGAUAUCAUAGUUGCUGUUUUCUGUGCAAAAAAUGUCCACGUAACAGCUAUGUGAAUUAUUCCUGGAACCCCUAUACCUGUUCUCCAUGUUUAGAGAGCGAAUGGUCUGAUGAGGGCAGCACGGCAUGUAAGACACGUACUGUUGUCUAUCUUGAGUUCACAGAAAUCCACUCCAUCACUGUCAUGUUUUCUGCCACAUGCCUAAUUAUUCUCCUUAUUGCCAUAUUUUGCCUUUUUGCCUACAACUUCAACACACCAGUGGUAAAGUCUGCUGGUGGCAGCAUGUGUUUCCUAAUGUUGACUUGUUUGAUAAUGUCUACAAUAAGUGUCUUCUUUUUCUUUGGAAAUCCCACAUCUGUACAUUGCCUCCUGAGAAAUGUUGUAUUUGCAUUUUUCUUCACUGUUUUUCUCUCCUGUAUGGCUGUCCGUUCCUUUCAAAUUGUUUGUAUCUUCAAAAUGGCUGCCAAGUUCCCUAACAUGCACAGCCUUUGGGUAAAGCACAACGGACAGUGGCUCUUUGUUGGAUUUUUUUCUAUCAUUCAUUUAAUUUCUUGUGUACUAUGGAUGACUGUCUCAACUCCCAUACCCUCCAGGGACUCUUUAACUUUUAAAGACCAGAUUAUACUCAGCUGUGAAAUGGGGAACACUGUAACUUUAAGCGUAGUUGUGUUUAUAGGUUGGUUUCUUGGAUUCCUGUGUCUCUUAUUUUCUUACAUGGGAAGAGAUCUGCCAAAAAAUUACAAUGAGGCGAAAUCAAUAACUUUCAGUCUCAUUUUGUACAAUGUGAGCUGGAUUGUUUAUUUCACAGCAUACCUUAUUCUCAAAAGCAAAUACGUCCAGCUUGUUAAUGCGAUGACACAGCUGUCUAGUAUAUAUGGAAUUCUCUUCAGUUAUUUCAUACCAAAAUGUUACGUUAUAAUAUUCCAACCUCAAAAGAACACUGCUGCAUACUUCCAAACAUCGAUUCAGAAUUACACCCAAACCAUUAGUAGGAUUUAG
Sinocyclocheilus anshuiensis is the source of this 2493-nucleotide messenger RNA. Its product is annotated as taste receptor type 1 member 1-like. The transcript has 6 exons. Gene Ontology annotation, cellular component: plasma membrane. Gene Ontology annotation, molecular function: G protein-coupled receptor activity. The record is from RefSeq and is a predicted model, not a curated record. Lineage: Eukaryota; Metazoa; Chordata; Actinopteri; Cypriniformes; Cyprinidae. Gene Ontology annotation, biological process: G protein-coupled receptor signaling pathway. The coding region runs from base 1 to 2493 and encodes 830 amino acids.